Messenger RNA from Pseudovirgaria hyperparasitica, 2419 nucleotides. RefSeq lists its product as uncharacterized. Lineage: Eukaryota; Fungi; Ascomycota; Dothideomycetes; Acrospermales; Acrospermaceae. The record is from RefSeq and is a predicted model, not a curated record. Gene Ontology annotation, cellular component: cohesin complex; synaptonemal complex. The transcript is spliced from 5 exons. Bases 258 to 2378 code for a protein of 706 amino acids. Gene Ontology annotation, biological process: replication-born double-strand break repair via sister chromatid exchange; synaptonemal complex assembly; mitotic sister chromatid cohesion. Gene Ontology annotation, molecular function: protein binding; chromatin binding.
CGUAGGUGAACGACCGGACGUUGCAUCUCAAUCAAGUACGACGCGCCCAAAUAUGAUACGCGUGACAUUGUUCACCAAUUUCUCGCGCUCGCGUUUCGCCGCGUCAGGCUUACUUGCUGCUUUCCCUCUUUCAUCUCAUUUCUUCCGUUCCUCAUGUGAGUUUUCUCACUUGUCUUUCCUUGUUUUUACUCAACACUCAUUUUCUCGCGUCUUUUCUGUACCAAUAAGUAUUCACGGUGUAAUUGUAUUGUGUCACGAUGUUCUAUAGUCACGAAGUUCUUACUUCGCGCAAGUAUGGAGUUGCAACGAUCUGGCUGGUAGCUACUCUCGGGUCCAAGUCAGCUUUGAAGAAGGUCAAUCGAAAGGCCAUUUCCAAGGUCGACGUUGCGAAAGCUUGUGAUACGAUUAAGGAACCUGAAGCUCCGAUGGCCUUGCGUCUUCAAAGCAGUCUUUUGUAUGUGCUGUCAAUUGUUUGGAGGGGGCAAGCUGACGAACAUAGGUACGGAGUUGUGCAGGUGUAUUCGCAACAGUGCCAAUACGUUUUGCUUGACGCGCAGAAUGCGUAUAACAGCAUUCGGCAGUUCCUCAAGGCCAAUCAGAAUGUCGAAAUAGAUGCUACUACUGUCAGAGCAAGACCCGACCAGCUCGAACUCGCCGAUGACCCAGCUUUCAUGCCUGGACUCGCACAGCUGCCACUAGACUUUGACUUCAUGGACUUGGACAUGGGUAUCGGCAUGAGGUCACAGAGUCUGAGUUUGAUGUCUCCAGGUCCCUCGAUGCGAAGCAGGCAGGGAAGUGGUCCUACUGUUGCAGGUCUCAUCAUCCCUGAAGGUUCAAGUCAGAUGGGCCGCGCUGGCUUCCAGGUGCGAGGUGACGAUGGUGCGAGUGCCAAACAGAACGAUCCCAGCAGUAUCAUCAGGCGCGAUACCAUGGCCGGUUUCGAUUCGGAAGCUGAUUUUAGCUUCGAUGCGGAGGGCAACAUGAUUGACAUUGAACCGGUCAUGCCUAGCACACCGACUCCUAAUGCGCGAAGGAACCUAGCAGCUGAACACCGCUCAGACGCGGCCGUCCGCCAGGGCUACAGUGACGCAGGUCAGCCACAAGACUUUAUGGGAUCAGAACUCCCACCACUCGUUGAGGACAUGAUCCUGCCUGACGCCGAACCGUUUCCUCCCCGUGCUCAGCAAGCAACUCAUGAGCCAGCAUCACAAGGCUUCGUGGUAGACCAAGAAGAAUCCUCAGCUGCAUCGGCACCUCUGCGAAAACGCCGAACGCGCAAACCCAUAGCAGCGGACCGUGAGCUCGAAGUACGCAACACCGAACUGUCACGCUGGAACUCAGACUACAACGAGAUCAUGAUUCUGGCCACGACGGCGAAGAUGCCCCAGAAAGCUAUCGCUCAAGCAAAGAAGAAUGCAGAAUGGCUUGUCCUAGGACGAGGCAUAGGCGGUGUCGGUAGCGGCGUUGGCUCUCACAUGGUGGAAAGUCCUUUCAACAUGUACUGCGGUGACUCGCUCUGGGAAAUGAUCACCGGGACCAAGAGACGCGAGGACAAGUUGCGCAAACGGCUUCGUGAUCCGGAUGUCGUUGACGUGGAAGACACUGACUCCUCGGAAGGUCGCCGUGUCAGGGCUCGGAGUGAGGAGGGUGAGCUUCGUCGCGGCGUCGAAGCGCAAUUGGGGGACCAGAACGAACUCCCACCCCUUGGUGACGAUACCAUUGAACUGCCUCGAGAUGAGCGGGAGGUACUUGACGACCGUCGGAUGUCAUCUGCCAUGCCCUGGAACAUCACCGCAUCCAUCCGUGGCUCAUCAGUCGCGCGCGGCAUAGAUCUCGGGUUUCCAGCCUCCGCAGGUUUAUCCAUUGGCGGCGUCUCCGGAUCAAACAAUAGACAACGCCUGGUCAGCGCUUCUCCUUUGCAAGGCCGGGGAUCUGGUGCGUUAGGCCCGCUGUCACAGUACCUCGAGGCAGGUGACGACAACGCAAUGCCCUUUGAAUCCGAGCCCUACGACUCUGCCUCUGGGGGUGUCCAGAAUCUUGAACCAAUCGCCGCCGACGCCGCCGACGCACCGUACGUAACAGAAAGCCAGCAACUCCGCGAUGCGCUCGACCGGGAAGGCCAAAACUUCCUUGAGUUCAUCGAGCAAGGCAUCAGAGAGAAAGCAGCAGGCAACGCUGAAGAAGAUAUGGUUCAUGAUGAUGACCAUGAAGACGAGAUCACGUUUGAAAAGCUUCUCCCUACGCACGCGAAUAAUCGACUCGUGGCUGCAAAUGCCUUCCUGCAUGUCUUGUCGCUGGCCACGAAGAACCUUAUCUACGUCCGUCAGAGCGAGGCUUACGGAGACAUCGGACUUGGCCUCGUCGAGCCUAUCGUCUGAGCUCCUGUGCUGUUUCGGUCUGGGUCUUAAUCUUUGACAUU